AUGGAAGAACAACAAGGGCGACAACCGGUCAGAAACGUUCCAGAUUUGCAAAUGCAAGCCCUUUUGCAUGAGAUGGAACGAUUACUUGAUCGAAGGCUUAAUCCUCUUGAAGAUCGACUUUACCAAGUCGAGGCCCAAAGACAACGCGAUGAAUAUCCUAAAGUUGCUAGGCAAAGACGUGAAGGGCCCGAUCAACGACGAAGACAACCAAGGGUUCAAGAUGAUGUUGUUAAUGAAAAUAGUGAAGAUGAAAGCGAUCACGGGUUUAACAUAAGCCUAGAAAGGAGACGUCCCCGAAACCAUGGACAAGUAGAUCGAAGGCGGGAAGAUGAUGACUUGAAGAAUAUCAAACUCUCCAUUCCUCCUUUCCAAGCGCAACAUUACAUUGAGGUUGUGGACAUGGUCCACAUGGCUAUCAAAGUGGAGAAGCAGUUGAAGCGAAAAGGUACCACCCGAGCCUAUCCUAACACUAAUCCUUCUAAAUGGGGCCAAAGCACAAGCAAGGGUUUUCCAACAAAUCGAACGAAGGAUUCUUCAACAAUAUCUAAGGCGAAUAAGCCUAUUGCCGAGUCAAGUAAAGGUAAGGCUCCUGAAAGUUCCACCGCCCGUUCAAGGGACAUAAAGUGCUUCAAGUGUCUUGGUCGUGGACAUAUAGCAAGUCAGUGCCCGAAUAGACAUACCAUGGUGAUAAGGGUCGACGGUGAGAUUGAAACGGAAGACGAGGAAGAGAACGAUGCUGAAUCGAAUUCUGAAGUUGAGGAGGACUUAGAACAACCCGUUGAAGGUGAGUUACUCGUCAUCAAGCGAAACCUAAGUCUUCAAAGUGUGGAAGACAAACAACAACGUGAGAACAUUUUUCAUUCGAGAUGUCAAGUGCAAGGGAAAGUGUGUAGCAUCAUAAUCGAUGGAGGGAGUUGCACAAACAUGGCAAGCACCCUCAUGGUGGAAAAGUUGGGGCUGUCAACCACCAAGCACCCGAAUCCAUACAAGCUCCAGUGGCUUAACGAUGGUGGUGAACUCAAAGUGACAAAACAAGUCCUAGUGUCCUUUAGCAUCGGGAAGUAUUCUGAUGAAGUAUUAUGUGAUGUAGUGCCGAUGCACGCGGGCCAUUUGCUUCUAGGACGACCAUGGCAGUUCGACCGACGGGUGAUGCAUGAUGGUUACACUAAUAGAUACUCCUUCAAACAUCUUGGAAAGAACGUGACACUUGCACCCCUCACUCCGAAGCAAGAGGCAUUGUUGAAUACUAACGAGUUACCUGAAAACUUGCCUGCUUCUGUAUUGUCUUUGAUUCAGGAAUUUGAAGACAUAUUUCCGGACGAAAUACCAAGUGGGCUACCCCCUAUCCGAGGCAAUGAACAUCAAAUAGACUUAGUACCUGGAGCUGCACUACCCAACCGUCCUGCUUAUCGGAGUAAUCCCGAAGAAACGAAGGAAUUGCAAAAGCAAAUUACUGAACUCCUAGACAAAGGAUACAUCCGAGAGAGCUUAAGUCCCUGUGCGGUGCCGGUGCUGCUUGUACCCAAGAAAGAUGGGUCGUGGCGGAUGUGCGUGGACUGUCGCGCCAUCAACAAAAUCACUAUCAAGUAUCGACACCCGAUACCCCGUCUUGACGACAUGCUUGACGAAUUAAGUGGAGCCCAAAUUUUCACGAAAAUCGAUCUUAAAAGUGGCUAUCAUCAAAUACGAAUGCGAGAAGACGAUGAAUGGAAGACGGCUUUCAAAAUGAAAUUGGGUUUGUACGAAUGGUUGGUAAUGCCAUUCGGCCUUACAAAUGCUCCCAGCACUUUUAUGAGAUUGAUGAACCAUGUAUUACGUGCGUUUAUUGGUAAAUUUUGUGUUGUAUACUUUGACGAUAUCUUGGUCUACAGCAAAACUUUAGAGGAGCACGUACCACAUUUACGAGCGGUGUUGGAAACUUUACGAAAAGAGGUAUUGUAUGCUAACCUCAAAAAGUGUUCAUUUUGCACUGAUAAAGUUGUGUUUUUAGGUUAUGUCGUGAGUGCCAGCGGUUUGGAGGUGGAUCAAGAAAAGUUCAAGCGAUUUAAGAAUGGCGCGUCCGAGCGAACAUUAGCCAAGUUCAAGCUUCCAUGGAUUGGCUAG
Gossypium arboreum is the source of this 2103-nucleotide messenger RNA. RefSeq lists its product as uncharacterized. Gene Ontology annotation, molecular function: nucleic acid binding; zinc ion binding. NCBI's taxonomy places the organism in Eukaryota, Viridiplantae, Streptophyta, Magnoliopsida, Malvales, Malvaceae. The transcript is spliced from 3 exons. Bases 1 to 2103 code for a protein of 700 amino acids. The record is from RefSeq and is a predicted model, not a curated record.